AUGCUCAAGGCCUACCCCCACCUGAAGGACCAGGAGGCGCGCAACCACCUCGGAAAAUUCGGCGUGAGCGGCCCCCUGGCGCUGCAGCCGCUGUACACCCUCAGCGGAGGGCAGAAGAGCAGGGUCGCCUUCGCAAAGCUCACGUUCACCAAGCCGCACCUGCUGCUGCUGGACGAGCCCAGCAACCACCUGGACAUUGAUGCGGUGGACGCCCUGAUAGAGGGCCUGGCCCUGUUCAAGGGCGGCGUGCUCAUGGUGUCGCACGACCAGUACCUCAUCGAGUCAACGGUCAACGAGCUGUGGAUGUGCGAAGGGGGGCAGGUCAACCCCUUCCACGGCACGUUUGAAGAGUACAAGGCGCGGCUCAGGACCAUGAGAACAUGA
Messenger RNA from Monoraphidium neglectum, 384 nucleotides. Its product is annotated as ATP-binding cassette, sub-family F, member 3. Gene Ontology annotation, molecular function: ATP hydrolysis activity; ATP binding. The record is from RefSeq and is a predicted model, not a curated record. The coding region runs from base 1 to 384 and encodes 127 amino acids. The transcript has 6 exons. Lineage: Eukaryota; Viridiplantae; Chlorophyta; Chlorophyceae; Sphaeropleales; Selenastraceae.